Molecule: messenger RNA, 1254 nt
Organism: Aspergillus tanneri
Lineage: Eukaryota; Fungi; Ascomycota; Eurotiomycetes; Eurotiales; Aspergillaceae
Gene: KES1
Product: OSBP family protein
Exons: 4
Coding region: 1-1254 (417 amino acids)
Biological process (GO): piecemeal microautophagy of the nucleus; exocytosis; maintenance of cell polarity
Cellular component (GO): cytosol; intracellular membrane-bounded organelle; membrane
Molecular function (GO): oxysterol binding
Source: RefSeq, a predicted model, not a curated record
AUGAGUUCCAGCAAGGAUCCACAAUCUCAAAUCCCCGCCAACAGCAGAGGCUCUUGGUCAAGCUUCCUCAAGUCCAUCGCUUCUUUCAACGGCGACCUAUCCUCCUUGACCGCUCCACCAUUCAUUCUAUCCUCCACCUCUCUGGUGGAAUAUUCGGCCUACUGGGCCGAACAUCCCAAGCUCUUCGUAGCCCCAGCCCAAGAACCUGACCCGGAGAAGAGAGCGCUGGCGGUGUUGAAGUGGUUUCUCAGCACUCUCCACCAGCAGUAUUGCAGCCGCAGCGAGAAACUGGGCAGUGAGAAGAAACCCUUGAAUCCCUUUCUGGGAGAGCUCUUUAUCGGUAAAUGGGAUGGCGACGCCCACGUGGGAGAGACCUCCCUGAUCAGUGAACAAGUCAGCCAUCACCCCCCUGCCACGGCCUACGCAAUCCGGAAUGAGAAACAUGGAGUGGAGCUACAAGGAUACAAUGCCCAGAAGGCGUCGUUUUCCAGUACCAUCCAGAUCAAACAGAUCGGACACGCGCUGUUGACUAUCACCCCUCCUUCUGCAGACAAGAACGAUCCCGACCAGCAAGAACAAUACCUGAUUACCCUCCCUCACCUGCACAUUGAAUCAUUAAUCUACGGCACGCCUUUUGUUGAACUCGAGAGGUCGACACGGAUUGUGAGCAGUACGGGCUACGUGGCCAAAAUCGACUAUUCCGGCAAAGGCUGGCUCAGCGGGAAGAAGAACACCUUCACUGCGAUCCUCUUCAAGGAAAGCGAGGGGGAGAAAUAUCCCCUGUACACCGCCGACGGACAGUGGUCGAGUAAGUUUACGAUCAAAAACGCCCGCACCAAGGAAGAGAUCGACAAAUACGUGGUGGAGGACUCGAAGACCACUCCCCUGCAGCUGGCCACGCUGGAGAGCCAAGACCUCUAUGAGAGCCGACGUGCAUGGCGUGACGUGGCCGUGGCCAUCGAACGGGGUGACAUGGAUGCCGUUUCCGUGGCCAAGGGUCGAAUCGAAAACGCUCAGCGGGAGCUUCGCAAGGUCGAAAAGGCCGAAGGCCGCGAAUGGGAACGGCGGUUCUUCCGACGCAUCGACGAGGGAGAGGACAGUGAUCGGUUCCAGUCUCUCGCGCAGGCGAUCGGCCUGACGUCCCUGGAAAGCGACAAGACGGGUGGCGUGUGGCGCUUCCACCCCGAGAAGGCCAUCGGUGCUCAAUCGCCAUACCACAGUGUCGGCCCGGAAGGACUAGGGUUGACCGAAUAG